Messenger RNA from Syzygium oleosum, 1563 nucleotides. Its product is annotated as cytochrome P450 81E8-like. Gene Ontology annotation, molecular function: monooxygenase activity; iron ion binding; heme binding. The transcript is spliced from 2 exons. The record is from RefSeq and is a predicted model, not a curated record. The coding region runs from base 4 to 1563 and encodes 519 amino acids. Lineage: Eukaryota; Viridiplantae; Streptophyta; Magnoliopsida; Myrtales; Myrtaceae.
AUCAUGCCCAAAAAUCAACUUCAGUCGGGCGAAAACCAAACAAAAAUGGAGAAUCACAGCUUGCUAUUCUUGUUCACAACCUCUCUAAUAAUCAUCGCACUCACUCACAAGCUCUUGCGCAGAUUAAUCAAAAGAACGCCCAAAAAGAACCACCCUCCAAGCCCACCUUCCCUCCCCGUCAUCGGCCACCUCCACCACCUCAAGCAGCCCAUCCCCGAGACCCUCCUCGCCCUCUCCCGUGCCUACGGCCCCGUCCUCUCCCUCCGCUUCGGCGCCCGCCCCGUCGUCGUCGUCUCCUCUGCGUCCAUUGCCGAGGAAUGCUUCACCCAGAACGACAUUGUCCUUGCGAACCGACCCCAGUCCAUCGUGAAUAAGCAUAUUGGGUACAACUACACCACCCUAAUGGCUGCCCCCUACAGCGAUCACUGGCGCAACCUCCGCCGCAUCUGCGCUGUCGAGAUCUUCUCCUCGCGCUGCCUCAACAUGUCGCUCGGCAUCCGUAAGGAUGAGGUCAAGCGCCUCCUGAGGAAGCUGCUCUUGUGCCAAAGCGGCGGCGGCUUCGCGAGGGUGGAGCCAAGGGCGGCGCUGACGGAGCUGACGUUCAACGUGAUCAUGAGGAUGUUGGCGGGGAAGAGGUACUGCGGGGAGGACUUGAGCGACGUGGAGGAGGUGGUGAAGUUCAGGGACAUCAUCCGGGAGCUCGUGAGGUUCUCGGGGAUCUCAUACGCGGGGGACUACCUGCCUCCACUGAGGUGGAUCGACUACGAUGGGUUCCUGAAGAGGAUGUUCAAGAUUGGGAAGAAGACGGAUGGGUUCUUGCAGGGGCUGAUCGACGAGCACCGGAAGAAGAAGGAGAGUGAGGAGGAGAAGAAGAGCAUGAUCGAUCACUUACUGGUGGAGCAGGCGUCGCAGCCGGAGUAUUACACGGACGAGAUCAUCAAGGGGUUCGUGCUGAUUCUACUGAUUGCUGGAACUGAUGCACAAUCUAUCACAAUUGAGUGGGCGCUCAACAAUUUGCUCAACCAUCCCAACAUCUUAGAAAAGGCAAAAACAGAGAUCGACACACAUUGUCAGGAUCGUUUGGUCGACGAAUCGGAUCUCUUGAAGCUACCUUAUAUUAAAAACAUUAUCUCUGAGACGCUUCGCUUACACCCACCUGCGCCGUUUCUGAUACCCCACUACUCAUCGGAUGAGUGCAUAGUAGGAGGCUACGGUGUGCCCCGUGGUGCAAUGGUGCUGAUUAAUGCUUGGGCCAUUCACCGAGACCCCGAACAGUGGCCUGAUCCCAUGGCCUUCAAGCCGGAAAGGUUUGAAAGUGGUGAUGGCCAAAUGAAUAGGUUGAUGUUGCCUUUUGGGAUGGGGAGGAGAGCAUGCCCCGGUGCACCUUUGGCUCAUAAAGUGGUGGGCUUGACUUUGGCUUCGCUCAUUCAAUGCUUUGAAUGGAAGAGGAUUGGUGAAGAGGAAGUUGACAUGGGGGAGGCUGAAGGUCUAACAAUGCCCAAAGAAAAGCCAUUGGAAGCUUUGUGCAAAGCCCGAGAAAUGACGAAUAGAGUUCUCUUUUAA